Molecule: messenger RNA, 1380 nt
Organism: Symbiodinium pilosum
Lineage: Eukaryota; Dinophyceae; Suessiales; Symbiodiniaceae
Source: the annotation of a GenBank genome assembly
AUGCCAAUCAUGAGCAUGUUGGCCUUGUUUCUUGACGUGACCAUCUUCACCGGGCAUCUGAUGCUGGGAUAUUGUGAGCCAGCGUACAGGAAGGAGUUCCCGACCAACAACUUCUGGGUUCUGACGGCAUUGUGGUCCAUCUGGAACAUGUUGUCACAUCCCUUUUGGCGAGACAAUGUUAUCGAUUUGUUUGUGGUCUGGCCGCCCGAGCUGCACACGGUUCUGAACGUUACAGCUAUCGUGGUAUGCUCUGCAACGCAGAUCAUGCCAUCAUGGAGGCACCUGGCAUGCAUGGUCAUGGGUGAGUUCUUCUUAAGCCUGGCACUUUCAGCUGCGGAGGUGCUGAGUGCCUUCGUGGAAGCCCUCGACCCGUCGGCAUUCGACUCGCCGACCGUCCGGUUUGACCUCGUAAUUUUCAACAUCGCCAUUCUCAUCAUCGGUUCGACCAUCGUGCUGGGUGCCCUGAAUCCGGAGAAAGAUAUGAAGAGCGGCGACCCCGAUGUGCUGUCACUUACGUCUGCUCUUCAUUCCCAAGCUUUCGAGGAUGACCUUGAACGGAGGAAGAGGGCGGUUUUAACUGCUCUAUGUGACACCGUUCUAACAACCAACGCCUACUUCGCCAUUUCGUCCAGCAAUGAAAGUGCAGAUAGGCUCUUCAAGCGGCCAAUGCUGCAUGAGGUCUUCACCGACUACCUCAAGGACAAUGCCGAGAAGGCAAAAUUUUUAUCGUCCAUGAGGAAGCAGUUUCCUGAAGAUGAUUCUUUAAGCGACGGUCCAAAGCGACUUAGGGUGACUAUGCGUGAUGCGCAUGGGAAGCUGUUUGAAACGGAUGUAGUGGUAUCUGAUGCCAGCACAGACCUGAGGACUGGCAAAGCCUCCAAGCUCAUGGUUGCGAUGCACAUUCGUCCUGAAUAUCGGUCUCAAGUUCUGGCAGAGGCAUCGAAACAGCGCCCCAAUCGGUGGAAAGGCGAGACAGGGGCUCCAGGUCAUGAUACCUCCCAGCCCAAUACAGUGAUGGCUGGUCUUGCCGGUCUGGCAGGUGAUCUGCAGUCGAUGGGCAUGGCCAUUGAGUCAGUACAGGUGGACCCAACGAGAUCUGUGCCACCCCAACUCAAAGGCAUUGAGGAACAGCAGCGUCUCUUCCAUCGAGAUUUCAGUCAGGAGCUGCUCAGCAUCUACAGAGACGUACUGCGCAAUGAUUCUUCUGGCAAGCAGCCAGGCUCAGCUAUGAGAAUUGCCUCAAAGACAGGACCACCACGCAUACGUCUGCACCGCGCAAAUUACGAGUCUUUCCGUCGUCGAACAUCGUUCGCCGCUGGCUUGGGAGAACAACAGGUGGACUUGAGAAGCCUGACUUUCUCCGAUGCUGAGACAAGAUAA